GACGAUGCUGCCUCUGAUGAGAGAAGGAGGAAGAAUGGCGGGAGGAUGUGAGAGGAAGACGAUACUAGUGUGUCUGAUUCUAGCUCUUGUUCUUGGCGUCGCUGUUUACUUAAGGCUAUGGACAAUCGAUUACACUCUAUCUUCUGAUGACACAGAACGCCUAAGGAGACAGUUUGAUUUGGCUAAUAGGGAAGCAAUGGAUGAAUCUGCAGAAUGGAGGAGAAUGUUUGACAGUGAAGCUGAGAAAGCUUCUAAGUGUAACAAAGAGCUGGCACUGAUCAAAGAGUCAUCUGGGAAUGGAAACACCUUUACUCUCAAUCGAAAGCUAGAGUCACUACAUAAGGAGAAUGCAGCGUUGCUCACUGAGAUACAGACAUUAAAACAAGAGCUGGAAGCUUCAAAGUUGAAGUGCCGUUCAAGAGAGGCACCUCGUUAGAUUAGUUUUCGUUGUAGACAUACACCGUUUGAUAUGGUUCUCGCUCGUUCCGCUGCUGGUGAGAAGCUACAUUGUAGUUCGUGAAGAAAGGCUGUGAAAGUUGUUGCAAUUGUGCCUCACUGUGAUUAGUUUAGUUUGUGUUGUUAUGCCUCUUUGGUCCUGUGAGAAUACAUUUAACUUCUGAAACUGUGGAGAAAUAAAAGUCGUUCAUUUU
Molecule: messenger RNA, 650 nt
Organism: Eruca vesicaria subsp. sativa (arugula)
Lineage: Eukaryota; Viridiplantae; Streptophyta; Magnoliopsida; Brassicales; Brassicaceae
Source: the annotation of a GenBank genome assembly